Messenger RNA from Rhodotorula graminis WP1, 311 nucleotides. RefSeq lists its product as uncharacterized. Lineage: Eukaryota; Fungi; Basidiomycota; Microbotryomycetes; Sporidiobolales; Sporidiobolaceae. The transcript is spliced from 2 exons. The annotation marks the transcript as partial. The record is from RefSeq and is a predicted model, not a curated record.
AAGAGCACGACGCGCAGCACCCACCAGCCCACCUCAAGUCGGGCGCGACGGCCGACUCGCACCGGCCUCGAGCGAGCGAACCCGUCAAGGUGCAGAACGACGAGCUGCGCAAGUUCAUCGAGCGCACCAAGAAGGAGCUCGAGAAGGAGCAGGACGAGGGGCGGCAUGGUGGGCGGCGAUGAGGGUGCGGGGUGAGCGCGAGGUGCGGGUCCGGGCGUCCUUGUUGUUCCACUUUCUUCCCUUGUUGCCACAGUACCGUUUCCUCUCUCUAUAUCUCUCGCCCUGCAACGACGCACGCGCUCCAUGAACAA